ACACGUGUCCCCUGCUGCUGUACGUUACUGAUAAUAGACAACGCCGAGGAUAUCGGUGUGAAGGCAAAACAAAACGUCCCGGCGGAGUUAACCGGUAUCAGACAACACCUCCUGGGUUGCCACCACUUCGCCGGCAUCGACAUGAGGAUCAGAGUCAAAGGCGGUGGUCACACCUCCCAGAUCUACGCCAUCUGUCAGUCCAUUGCCAAAGCCCUCGUCGCCUACUACCAGAAGUACGUCAACGAGCAGUCUAAGAAGGAGAUUAAGGACAUCCUCGUCCGCUACGAUCGCACCCUCCUAGUAGCCGACCCCAGACGCUGCGAGCCCAAGAAGUUCGGUGGGUGUGGUGCUCGUGCCAAGUUCUAGAAACGUACUGUUGAGGGGUGUUUGGCUGUCUUAUUAUAAGUAAUAGACUUGUUUGGUUGUAACCUUAACAAUUAAGGGUAUUUUUGUCCUUUCAUGUGUAUAAGGGCACUAUGAUCAUUUAUUUUCAACUUAUACACUGUUACUGUCAAAACCUGCCGGAGACUUGCCGAUGGGGUCAUCUGCAACAAAAUUGCAUAGUUCAAGGAGUUAAUUGCAUUUUUUAUAAUUCAGAGGGAUUUGUUGCAGAUAUGAUAAUAGUUUAGAGGUUUUUUUUGCAUUUAACCCUAAUAUUAAUAUUAUAAAAGGGGAAUGAUUUCAAAGAAAAGCAUAAAAUAUAAGUGAUUACCAGUUUUACCUAUAUAUU
Molecule: messenger RNA, 730 nt
Organism: Cornus florida
Lineage: Eukaryota; Viridiplantae; Streptophyta; Magnoliopsida; Cornales; Cornaceae
Product: small ribosomal subunit protein uS9-like
Exons: 1
Biological process (GO): translation; maturation of SSU-rRNA from tricistronic rRNA transcript (SSU-rRNA, 5.8S rRNA, LSU-rRNA)
Cellular component (GO): ribosome; cytosolic small ribosomal subunit
Molecular function (GO): structural constituent of ribosome; RNA binding
Source: RefSeq, a predicted model, not a curated record